This is a messenger RNA of Stegastes partitus (bicolor damselfish), 2432 nucleotides long. RefSeq names its product testis development-related protein. Gene Ontology annotation, cellular component: nucleus; cytosol. The record is from RefSeq and is a predicted model, not a curated record. The transcript is spliced from 4 exons. Gene Ontology annotation, biological process: spermatogenesis. The coding region runs from base 293 to 991 and encodes 232 amino acids. NCBI's taxonomy places the organism in Eukaryota, Metazoa, Chordata, Actinopteri, Pomacentridae.
CCAAAGUCUUACGAAACGACAUCGUAAGCGUCAUCCAGCUCCUGGCACCUUUAUGAAUGAGCUGUUUUUCAGAGAGAAAGAAAGAAAACAACCUGGUGGAUUUACUGCUGGAGAAGAAAUCAACAAACGGAGUUGAACGCGCUCGUCUGGUGCGUCGCUGCGAUCUCUCCAGAAAGCCAACAGUUGGACUGCAGCUUUUUUUUAAUAUUGUUAUUUUUUUGUUUAAUUGAAAGAGCCAAAGUAGACAACUUUGCUUUUCAGAAGAUUGUCUGUUUCAGCGGCAAGGAGAGAUAUGUUUAAGAAAACCAAGAGUAAAGUGCUGGUGGAUUAUGCGUCAGAGGAGGACGACAUGUCCUGGCACUAUCAUCACUCCUACAAGGACAAAGACAUACAAGGAGAGGAAGAGGACGAGGAAGCCGCCACGGCAGCGUCCAAGGAGGCCAAGGUGAAGAAGAUCAUGUCCAAGAAGGAGAGGAGGGAGAAGAAGAUGUUCUCCUCCAAAGACGAUGAACACUUCCUGCUGACCGGAGUCAAGCUGGCUGAUCGCAGAGGGUCUCACAAGAAAAUCAAGGACGAUGAGAAGGAGAAGGAGAAGAAGGACAAGCCAGAGAAGGGCCACUGUUUCUGGGAGAGCGUCACCAUGACCAUGAGGCAGAUCUCACCCGCUAAGAAGCUGGAGAAGAUGGAGGGCUGGGAGCCGCCGCAGCUGGAGAGCUUAAACGAGACUGUGACUGACGAACCGGCGGUGCAGAAGAACCAGAGAGGGGACUUGGGGGUGUCCCUCCCCGACUCCCUAAGCGUGCCGUUGGAACUGGCCUCGUGGGGGGGCCGCGGUCUGGAGGAGGACUCCUCCCGCUACGCCAACCUGUCAGACGCCAACGAUUCGACGGCUGCCGUCAGGUGGACGGCCCGGGCCAAGGUCAAGCUGGCCGGCAUCAGCAGGAUGAGCAGAGGGAUCGUGUCGGAGGGCGCGUGGGAGGGCUUCAAGUAGCAGCCGACUCUCCUCAUCGAUGAAGAUCUGAACCAAAUACCUGCGUGAUGUGUAGUCGAACGUGAACGUCGACACGGUGUUGAGAUGCUGUAGUGAAUCCCUGAAUAUAACACAUGAAGUUUUUUUUUUUAGUCUUUCUUUUUAGCUUUGAUGACGAUAUAUGCCAAUUUUUAUGAAUGAACAUUUGAUUCACUGGCGCAAAUCUCAACAAAUGAAAGCCUUAAACUACUGUACCGUUUCAACUGUGAUGUCCACUGGCCUCACGUUUAGAUGUCUGAUAUUGCCAAGAAAUGAGAAGGUUGAUUAUCAAAGAGAAAUGAUGAAGAAUUAUGCAAACCUGCUACUGAAGACUGUUUCUGUCCGUCUCCCUUCUUUUCCUUCUAUGCAGUUUACAGCAUCUGAGCGAAGAAUGUCUGAAGCCUUUAAGUUAUGUUUCAAUAAUGGGCUGUGCAAUCAUGAAACAGCUUGUAAAAUCAGUUUGGGAUCUGAAAUACCAGUGUGUGUGUGUGUGUGUGUGUGUGUGUGUGUGUGUGUUGUGAAGUGACAAGCUUGUUUGUUUGGUUGAGGUCCAGUUCUCCUGUUGUACUGGGAGCACUGGGGUGAUGCCACGCUCACGUCACAGCAGAGUCACAGUUAAAGUUCUGACUUGUGUGCUGCGUUCGUUUCAAAAUCUAAAACAUAAAAUGAUAAUCACUAACAUUUGGCACUUCCUAAUGCAGAAGUGCUUUAAAAUCAAACAAACAUUCACAAGAGCGAAUGAUGUUCAGUGUGAUUAAACACAAAUUCAAUGGAUAUUUAGACAUAUUGUCAAUUCAUAGUGUAAUCAAAGAAUCAUCUCAUACGACAUGAACUCGGCAGAAUGAAUGCAAAGAAAUAGAAUCGUCUGAAUCUGAUGCUGAAUAUUUAAAAAGCCAAACUUUGUACGCUGAGAAGCUUCUCGAGCGGCUGCUCCGAGCACCGAUGACGUGCCUUGAAUCAAGAAAAGGACAUCAUGUGUUUGCUGUAAGUUUGAGCCAGACUGCUGAGCUCAUCCCACCGCCUGCUGCUGGUGCAGGUAGUCCGUCUACCCAGCAUGCACCUGUGCUGCACCGGCUUCCUGGUGUCCAGUCACAAACCAGCAUCUCAGGAUGACGUGAACGUCACCAGCAGAAGCAGCAGGUGUUUAUUUUUGUUUUUAGUCUUUAACGCUGAGUGUACAUAUCUUUUAUAUCAGAUAGAAAAGACGUGAGUCAGUGGACGGGGAUUUCAUUCCUACGAUGAUUUUCUUUUUUUAAAUGUGAAAACUUUUCAAAUGUACUCGUCACGAGUCUCUUCUUUUUAAUCGGUCUACUGAAUUUGUUUGAAGUCAUCACAGCCAGAAGUGUCCACAGAUGCAGCUCCACUGCCAAGGAUGCCUGUAUUUAUUCACUUUUUUCAAAAAGAAUAAAGAUCCUGUCUGACA